Molecule: messenger RNA, 2466 nt
Organism: Fulvia fulva
Lineage: Eukaryota; Fungi; Ascomycota; Dothideomycetes; Mycosphaerellales; Mycosphaerellaceae
Exons: 2
Coding region: 1-2466 (821 amino acids)
Source: RefSeq, a predicted model, not a curated record
AUGUCGCUCAAUCUCGAGACGGAGGAUAUGGGUCAGCAUACCACAAUGGACGACACACCAUCCGCCAGCGCAUUCUCUAACCCUGCCUGGUUCCUGCCCAUACCAGACAAUGACAUGACAGACGCGCACAUACCAGACUCGAGUGGUCCUCUAAAGCGCAGUGGGUGCGACGUGGAAGCCGCUACCAAACGUGUCAAGCGAGACAAACAGACUGUCGAGCUGGGUGCGACACCUGGAAUACGUGACACCCGAAACCCAGAGGACUCAGAGCUCUUGAAUUCCGUUCGAGGACUUCUAGACGAGGGACUCGGGCUCAGUCAAGCAGAGAAAGAACUUCUCGCGCACGACCUCGACAUGGGCAAGUUCGACGCUAAGGCCGAGCAGAAAGUGGCGGAGAUUGCUCAACAACAGCGCUCUGCAUUACGAGAAGUGCGGAGACGGGAGUCUGCGAGCUCUAGAGCAUAUCGCCGCCACUUGGCUGAGAAAGAGCUAGAGAAUGCCAAGCUGAAGCAAGAGCUCGCUGCGCUCGAACCACCUUUCUCUCGCGAUCAAAUGCGAAGAGCCACGGAAGCAAAGGAGGCGGCCGAAAAGUGUUUCGUACAGAUGCAGGGAGUAAUUGACAGACUGAAGCGACAAGUGCAAGAAGAGCGUGCUGCUAGACGCCGCGAUCACGAGGAAGCAUAUCGAGAGGUCAACAGAUACGAAGCGAGACUCGAUGCUCUAGCCUUGGUCGUCAAGGCCGUGAUCGAAGCGAGGAAGGCUUUCAGUAGAUUUGGCUUGGCAGAACCAUUGACAUGGAGGAAUCUAGUUGCUGAGUCGCAACUGCCACAGCCACUACACAACCAUGGACCUACCUUCGAUCGACACUGUCUUGCCUGUGUCUCGGGGUCGAUGCAACCGGGUCAUCAUGGCAAUGGGCAAACAUCGCAGCAGGAGAGUCCUGAGGAGGAUGUGAGAUCAGUAGAAGAGCCCUCGACCGUAAGGGAGCACCGGGCGACUUCCAUGGGCUUCCCAGAGAUCGAGUCGGUCGACACUAUCGACAGCUCAUCAUACGAGACGGACAGCAGCAGUAGCAGAGAAAGCAUGUUCGGGGCUCCCACUGUACUCGAGCGGCCACAGAUGGUAUCCACUGGAAUACCAAAGACUACCUCCCAAGAGCCCACUCGACGCUCUCCCGGUACGGAACCCAAGCCCCCGACUGUCCAAAAGAGGAAGAUCCUGCUUCGCACUCUUGACGACUACAUCAAGACCGAUGCGAGGCUCAUUCAACCACUCUCCACUGCGAAGCUUGGUCGUAUUGCUUCAAGAUCAGGCUUCCGCGAGAAGUUCCGUCUUGGCCGCGUCAUAAAGUUCAUGCGCGACAAUAAGCGGAUCGCGUUGUCGCAGGAUGAACUCAAGGAGCUGUAUGGACAGUGCACGCGAGAGGAGCGACUGCAUCUGACCCAUACAUCCGGCGCUGGCAGCUCAGCGGCCUCUAGCAGUGCCGCAGAAGAGUCUGAGAAGGAUGGAGGAGAGGCUGAGGUACUGAAGGAGAGCUUCGACCCGCCUUGUCACGACGAAAGUGGCCGGAGCACUGAGAACCAGCAUGGAUCUACAUCCACAGUCACCCAGGAGCGCGACAACACCCUUAUGGGAUGCACAGGUAGCGCCCCUAGACCCACGGAUCCCGUCACAGCACCACUUUUCGGCGCUUUUGGGUCAGCAAGGCAGGCCUCUAGCUUCGGUAAGCCAAGUGCCCCAUUGAGUGCCAGCACAGAGACAAACAAAGCGUCCACACCUUCGGACAAAGCCGCAGACGACAUACAAGAGGACAAAGGCGACGAGCCAGCCUUCACACCACCGACACAGCCUCGCGCAAUGCGUGGCACACAGCAGGGCUCACAGCAUGUUGGCAAGGGCAAGGGCAAGGGGCCAGCAGACCCUACCUAUCAUGAGAAGAUCGAAGAGACGAACCGGACACAUCGAGUCCCUCUUGCGCACAGAGAUCCCAACAUUGGCAAGGGGCCUGCCGCUGCAUCAUCCAAGCACCGCGGCUUAGACAUUAAGGGGGCCGCCGCGGCGGAGGCUGCUCCAGAAGCCGAGAGUGAUCCAUAUGCUGCGGAGCGAGAGCGCAACCGACACAAGCGCGAGACGCGCAAAGCUGCCCACAACAAGGGCCCGCAGCCAGGUCGUCGAGGAGACCGUCCAAACAACAGGAGAAGACGCUUAACGAUGGAGGGGAGAUGGGACAGCAGGCAUGACGAGCUCCAAAGAUCCGCGCCGCACCCUCGUCCUCGAUCAACAUACUGCGGUAACGAAAGACACGUCAGAGAUCUCUCGGCAAGGGCUGACGCCCGUGCGCCCCUUGCGCUGGUAAGGACUGACGUCCACAAAUACCGCACAUGGGGGAGGAACAACAGUCGUGUCUUUUCGGGCCAGAGGAAAUGCCGAGGCGAGGGGCGCAAUGACCGGGAGAGCGCUGGUUGA